ACUGUCAAAACGUUACGGAAUUUUCGGUGUUUUGGUUUGUGGAGUAUUACCGAUCGAUCAAAAUGCCGGAGGCUCCUGCUCGUAAUCCGCUCGAAAGCUUCAUGAAUGCCGUACAGGCAACCAUCGAUGCGCCCGUAACAUGGUUCCGUGAGAAAAUCGUCGAACCUAACCGGCAAACGUACCCGUGGUAUCAUCAGCAGUUCCGCCGUGUGCCCACGAUUGAUCAAUGCUACACUGACGAUGCGGUGUGCAUUUUCGAGGCGAACCAACAGUUUAGACGCGACAAGAUGGUCGACAAUGAAAUUCUGGCUAUCUUGCGCCAACGUUUCGAGGACUGUGUGCUGUACGAGCAGCCCGACCACGAGCGCAAAUGCCGCUCAAUCCUAGACACGUACGAAAAGGCGGCCGAGAACUGGUUUAUCAAGUAUGGCGAUCUCGGUGGUUAUGCGAAUGCGAAGACGGCCUACAUGAAGCAGAAGCACCGUAUGAUCUGGGAAAGACGCCACGGACCGGUUGGUAGCGGUAUGAAGCAGGUUGGCGACGACCAGCAAGCUGCCAGUGACCAUUAGAGACAG
Messenger RNA from Anopheles maculipalpis, 575 nucleotides. RefSeq names its product NADH dehydrogenase [ubiquinone] 1 beta subcomplex subunit 10 (gene ND-PDSW). The record is from RefSeq and is a predicted model, not a curated record. The transcript is spliced from 5 exons. Bases 63 to 569 code for a protein of 168 amino acids. NCBI's taxonomy places the organism in Eukaryota, Metazoa, Arthropoda, Insecta, Diptera, Culicidae.